CAUUGGUCGUCUUAGGGCGAAAGAUGAGCAUAACCGACGCGAAGUCAAAUUUUUAAUUUCCCGCGCUGCAGAAACCACUAUAUUGCAUUCGUGUACCUGGCAGGUGAAUGGUCUAUUAUCCAAUACCCCAAAGCGGCUUGCCCCGGAGAGUUGCUGGUCGCGGAAAAUGUCAUUCAGUGUUUCUGAAGUACGGCGACAUGCAUCUCGCAAAAGCUGUUGGAUUAUCAUCGACAACACUGUCUACGAUGUGACUGAUUUUGUAGACUUACAUCCUGGUGGUGCUCGCAUCCUUCUCAAUUACGGAGGACGAGAUGCGACGCAUGCAUUCGCCCCAGUGCAUGCUCCGGACACUCUUACCAAGCACUUAACUCCACAACAAAGGCUCGGUACAGUCCUCGUAGCGGAGCAUAAACCCAAUCACGUCGUUGCGACUGGGAAACCAGCACGCAAAGGUCCGAAGUUGUCGUCUAUCUUGAGCGUGUCGGAUUUUGAGCGCGCUGCUUCAGACAAACUCCCUGCGAGGUCAUUUGCGUUCUUCAAAAGUGGUGCUGAGGAUGAGGACUCGUCAGCUCGAAACCUGCAGAGCUGGAAAACCGUGCAAUUCAGGCCACGAGUUCUUCGACCAAUACCACAAAUUGACACGAGGCGCACCAUCCUUGGACACGAGUUUUCUGCGCCGUUCUUCAUCUGCCCCGCAGGCGGUGGGAAGCUGGCCAAUCCUGCUGGAGAGGUGUUGCUAACACAAGCUGCCGGAAGGCAUCGCGUCCUCCAUUGGGUCUGCAACAAUGCCGGCUGCACAAUAGAUGAAAUGGCUUCUGCUCGGGCGGACAACCAGACGCUAUUCUGGCAGAUUUACGCCAAGUCGGAUCUGGAAGAGUCUGCCAAGGAAGUCAGAAAAGCCAUCGAACUUGGGUACAAAGGAUUUGCCUUGACUGUAGAUGCGAUCUGGCCUGGUAUCAGAGAGCGCGAUCUACGUGCUAGCAUCCUCGAGGAAACAGGCCCGGAGCCGGAGGAAGAUUGUGUGGAAGACGACAGCGAAGACAGCGAAGACAGCGAGGAUGAGCAAAGCUUCACCCGUGGCCCAACAGUCAAACGACCGCCCGUUUGCGUGGAGUUCGACUGGAUCAAAGCUGUGGGAUGGCUCCGAACCAUCACAGACGCGCCGCUGGCUAUUAAAGGCAUACAAUGCUGGCAAGACGCGGUUCGAUGCAUGGAUUUUGACAAUGCGCAUCCAUGGCUCUCCAACCACGGAGGUCGUCAACUGGAUGGCGCACCUACCGCCCUCGACACGCUCGUGGACAUUCAUCGCAAUUGUCCUCGUGUCCUGGAGGACCGCGAGGUGAUCGUAGAUGGGGGUGUUACUCGCGGUGCGGAUAUUGUCAAGGCCAUUGCGCUCGGUGCCCAGGCAGUUGGUCUUGGGCGGCCUUUUCUCUUUUCGCUCGUCUACGGCACUGCAGGCGUGAGCAAGGCCAUUCGGAUACUCCAACAUGAAGUCGAGACCACCAUGGCACUUCUUGGCGUCACCUCGCUUGAACAGCUUGAUCCUUCAUAUAUCGGUUCGGACCACUUGAUAUCUCCAUCGCUCACGAGCCCCGAAGACGUCUCAGCUGGAGUUCUGUCAAGAGUGCAGCUCCCACGGGCCACCACAGAUACGGCUGAUGAGAGAGUCUAUGUCGGGGAGGCAUCUGCCUCCUUCCUGUAUUUUCUACGGACUGCCCUCAAGCCAUUUGUGGGCCAGACCCGAUUUACCGAUGGCGAAGGUUAUGGCAUCUCCCCAACCAACGAGGUAGAACUUGUGAUUGAAGGAUCAUUCCAUCUUUCCACUGAGCAGGUCCAUAUCCUUCUGGAAUCUUAUUAUGAAGCGACGAGUGGGCUUCUGGAUCUGUUUGCCGCAGAUGAGAUCGACGUUCUUAUCGAGCAGCGAGUCAGACCCCAAAGUCUUGGAUCUUCGUCGCCACCAGUGACAACGCCAUCAGUGAAUCGCCUGGAUAUUGCUGCGCUCGAUAUAGCCCUGGCCAUCGGCGCUCAGUAUUCUGCUGCCGCUAAGGCAGAUACCCGUAUCGAAAACAACCUUUUCUUUUCGGCCCGCCGUACUGCGUUUGAGGGCAUGUUGAAAAGGACCUCCCUGGGCACGGUGAGGCUGUUCUUGCUCAUGGCCUUCUACAUGCUGGGGGCGUGCCAACGAAGCACAGCGGCCAUGGACCUCGCCAUUGCGACGAAAGCAGCAGUUAUGCUGGGUCUGCAUCACGCCUCCUCACGUCAGCAGGCGGUUGACGACAGAAGGUUGCGUAUCUGGGAAAGCCUGCGAAUAUUCGAUGUGCUUGCGAGCUUCAUUCUUGGCCAAUCCCAAAGUUUGCCUACCACGCACCGAGAACAUUUUGACGUCGAAAAGCUGAAUGGAAGUCAAUUGUGGUUUGGAAAAGCUGCAAUUUCAGCCAUGUCACAAGGGUGCACGCUGAUUGAAAACGUCGUCCACACCCUCAAGAACGGGGGCAUUCUUCACGUCCCCACGGCAGAAAAGCUACUAGGUCAGCUCCGGCAAUGGACAAGGAGUCUGCCUGAGGCUUUGCGGAAGUUCAGCUUUGAAGACGAACCGAACCUGGAACCCGCCAAUCGUCAACUUCUCAUCGGCAACAUCCACAUCGCCUGUCUCUACUACUUCGCCGUUUUACUGGUGACGCGUCCCUAUCUGGUCGCGUAUCUCAUGUCUCGACUGCGUGGAAAGGCCCCAGACCACCUCAUUGACGAUCCCGAUGCAGCGUCGGAUCUGCGCAUCAAGAACAACAAGGUAUCCAAGUUGGCUCAGGUAUGCGUCAGCUCUGCGUGUUACAUGUGCGAGACACUGCAAAAGCUUAAGCUCUCCAACUUCAGGUUUGGAAAUUUAUGCCUGAUACAGGCCUGGCUGUUUGGUUCUGGUCUUGUGCUAGGUUUCUCCAUGUUUGCUGGAGAGCCCAGACAGGACAUACAGGACGCCUUCGCUGCGUGCCGAGAAGUUCUCGGGGCAAUGAGUGAGACAUGUCUGCAGGCCAGGACAUAUCUGGACAUACUCGCCAGCUUCCACGAAGCGGUACGCAAGUACCACCAGCGCGUGGCUAUGCAAGUCCGCGAUACCGUGCAUAAUUAUAUGGACCAAGUUUUGAUGGUUGAAGUCCCUCAGGCUCUCAAUCGUACCGGGCCGAGUCCCUUGGAUUGGGAGGCAAUAAUGGCUGCUACGAAUGACCUGCCCGCGGACCGUACCGAUAACACUGCUAUUGCGGACUUCCAGAUUCAGUGGACAGACCUUGAUUUGCAAAUCGUGGAUGACUACCUGAACCUAGACUUGGGUCCAUUUCAAGCACUAUUUUGUAGCGGCGAAUGACGGAUAGUAUAGUAUGUAGCCUUUAUUGCUUGGCAGGCAUUAUAACGAGC
Messenger RNA from Microdochium trichocladiopsis, 3408 nucleotides. RefSeq names its product FMN-dependent dehydrogenase-domain-containing protein. The coding region runs from base 167 to 3358 and encodes 1063 amino acids. The record is from RefSeq and is a predicted model, not a curated record. Lineage: Eukaryota; Fungi; Ascomycota; Sordariomycetes; Xylariales; Microdochiaceae. The transcript has 11 exons. Gene Ontology annotation, molecular function: oxidoreductase activity; heme binding.